AUGGCCCGUCGGUCUCGCCCCAGCAAACUUCAGAAUUAUGCCCUACCGAAGAGUGGUAUACCUCGCCCAAGGCUCACCGAAGACGACAUCACCGAGCUCAAGGCUCACAUGCGCGAGUCCUUCAAAUGGGAUUCGGAUCCGAGGGACUUCCAGCUCAAGGCCGUCGUUGCGCAGAUUGAAGGAGUAGACAUGAUUGUCCAGGCUCCCACAGGUGCAGGGAAGACAGCUCUCGCUGCGGGUCCACAUGUUUGGCCCGCCUUUGCAAACAAGACGCACCGGUCAUUCCCCUUCGCCCUUGGUGUCACCUUCGCCCUUGGUGUCGCACUCGCGCUCGUCAUCCUCCUCGGUCUCAUCCAUUCUGACCUCCUCGCGCACCUCGUGUUCCCGCGAUCCAACUCUCUUCGCGUCACCCUCAUGGUGAGCCCGCUGAUGGCUCUGGAGGAGGAAAUGGUGGACACCUUUCGGGACGACUUCGGCCUCAAGGCGGUCACACUACAUAGCAAAAACGGCGGCUGCAGCAUGGAAGAGAUUGAGAAGAUCCUCAACCUGGAGUAUCAAGUAGUAAUUGUCUCACCGGAGAUGCUCCAAUCCCGCCGCUUUACAGACCUCGUACUCCGCAACUCAAAGUUCACCCAGAACAUUGUCUCAAUGUUCAUUGACGAAGCCCACUGUGUCGUUCACUGGGGUGCGGACUUCCGGAAGAGUUACGGCACCCUGGGAAAGAUCCGCGCAUUCCUGCCUCCAUGCACUCCCGUAAUCGCUGUCACAGCUACUCUCACUAGACGAGUUCGUCGCGCGCUCUACUAG
Messenger RNA from Epithele typhae, 807 nucleotides. RefSeq names its product P-loop containing nucleoside triphosphate hydrolase protein. The record is from RefSeq and is a predicted model, not a curated record. Bases 1 to 807 code for a protein of 268 amino acids. Gene Ontology annotation, biological process: double-strand break repair via homologous recombination. The transcript is spliced from 5 exons. Gene Ontology annotation, molecular function: 3'-5' DNA helicase activity; four-way junction helicase activity; ATP binding. Gene Ontology annotation, cellular component: cytoplasm; chromosome; nucleus. NCBI's taxonomy places the organism in Eukaryota, Fungi, Basidiomycota, Agaricomycetes, Polyporales, Epitheliaceae.